GUUCCCUCCCACUCUGUCCAACCAUCCACAAGGUUGCAGAGUGCUCACCUCACUUUGUAACAACAGUCAACACUGGAUUGUCUCCCUGGAUUAUAUGAUAAUCUCAUUUUGAUUGGUGGUGCCUGCUGGGGGAGACAUUUUGGAUUAUUAUCACCUGGUAAUGAUGCCGACCCGGUGCUGAAUCAGGGUGUGAGAGCUGGAGGCAGAGAGAGAGACUGACACCUCCAAUCACGUUGACUGAGUGACAGAACAGACUGGAAAGCUUGAUGGUGGUAAUAAACUAAACUAAACAGAUCCAGACCAAGGCCAAAAUGGAAUUACGAGUAGGAUUUCGAAUCAGCUUGGUCCUGGUCAUCCUGGCCUUGAGCCUGUCUCGUGAGGGAGUGGAAGCACAGAGGGCAGGGUGUAAAAAUGUCCACUAUGACCUGGCCUUUAUCCUUGAUACCUCAUCCAGUGUUGGAAAAGAGAACUUUGAGAAGAUCAGACAAUGGGUGGCCAACCUGGUGGAGUCUUUCGACGUGGCAACAGACAAGACAAGAGUAGCUGUUGUUCGCUACAGUGACAAACCCACAACCGAGUUCGGCCUGGGAAGACACAGGACCCUUGAAGAUGUGAAGCGAGCUGCCCGUAACAUACGCUACCUGGGGGGAAAUACAAUGACCGGGGAUGCUAUCAGCUACACAACCACUAACAUCUUCACAGAGCAGAACGGAGCGAGGCCUAAAGCCAGAGGCAUUCAGCGGGUGGCCAUCCUUCUCACAGAUGGACGAAGCCAGGAUUAUGUUCUGGAGCCCUCAAAGGAGGCUGCCAAAGCCGGCAUCAGGAUGUUUGCCGUGGGCAUCGGGGAGGCGCUAAAGGAAGAGCUUGAGGAAAUCGCUGCUGAGCCAAAAAAUGCCCAUGUCUUCCACGUGACGGACUUUAAUGCCAUUGACAAAAUCAGGGGCCGGCUGAGGAGGCGGCUGUGCGAGAAUGUCCUGUGUCCAAACAUGAAGGUUCAACCUGAUCGCUUUAAGCCCAACAGCACCAGUUAUGGUCUUGAAGAGGUUCCAGGGUUCGACCUGAUGGAGUUCUUCAGUGUGAGAGAUAUCCUGGGAACCAGAGUUGAUGAAGGCCAGAGUUCUUAUGUUCGCCUUGGCACCAUGCCCAUUGUACAGCAGACAGAAGACGUGUUUCCUCAGGGGCUACCGGAUGAAUACGCCUUUGUGACGACAUUCAAAUUUAGGAAAACUUCAAGACGUGAAGACUGGUACCUCUGGCAGGUUUUCGACAAAUAUGGAAUCCCACAGGUGUCCAUCCGUCUGGACGGUGAAAACAAGGCGGUGGAGUACAACGCUGUCGGGCUGACAAAAGAUGCUGUCAGAGCCGUGUUCAAAAACCCUGAAGUUGACAACCUGUUCGAUCGUAACUGGCACAAGAUUGCCCUCAGUGUCGAGGCCAAGGCUGUGUCUCUAUACCUGGACUGCAAACACAUCCAGACUCUGCCCAUCGGAGACAGAGAGGACAUUGAUAUCCAGGGGAAGACAGUGAUUGGAAAGAGGCUGUAUGACAGCGUGCCAAUUGAUUUUGACCUCCAAAGGAUGAUGGUCUAUUGUGAUUCCAAGCACGCGGAGCUGGAAACCUGCUGUGAUCUACCCAAUGGACCUUGCCCUAAGAAAGUGGUGACAGAGGCUCCCCCUAUGGAGAUCCCCACUCCAACCCCGACUGUCGUGGAGCAACAAAGAGGUCCGCAAGUCAACUGCUCAUGUCCUGCAGGAGGGAAGGGAGAGAUCGGUUCACCUGGUGUUGCAGGUCCCAAGGGUGCAAAGGGUGAAACUGGCCCUGUGGGCGCCAUCGGACCGACGGGCAGCAGAGGAGAAAAAGGAGAAACUGGCAGAGUAAUCUCUGUCAAAGGUGGCAGAGGGGAGAAGGGUGAUACAGGCAGAAUAGGGUUGACAGGUGCUCCUGGACAAAAAGGAGAGAAGGGACUUGGUGGUGUGCCAGGUAUUGAUGGCUUAUCUGGAGACAAAGGAGACAAAGGUGAAUCAGGACAGGCUGGUGCUCCAGGGUUGGCGGGUCCAGCUGGACUAAAGGGAAUUCAAGGAGACUCAGGAGAUCCCGGCGCUCCCGGACCAAAAGGCGUCAUUGGCGAAUCGGGCAUACAAGGUGAUAAGGGAUCUCCAGGGACAGCGGGCCUGGCAGGUGUGGAUGGAUUACCAGGAAAACCUGGCUUUCCUGGUAAAAAUGGUUUCAGAGGAUUGACUGGUGAAACCGGGCCAAGCGGAGUUAAAGGCAACAAGGGGGAGAGAGGCCUUCCUGGAAUACCUGGGGAUGUGGUUCAAAAAGAUGGUUUACGGGGUGAAAAGGGAGAUGCUGGACCUCCUGGGCCUCCAGGGGCUGAGGGCCCCCCAGGACCUGUUGGUCCUCCUGGUGUGGUAGGUCUGCCCGGGGAGCCUGGAGAGUUUGGCCAAAGGGGCAAGAAGGGUGAAAAUGGAUUACCUGGAGUGGAUGGCCUUCCUGGACCUCCUGGUCUUCAGGGUCCGUCUGGGCCAGAAGGAAGCCGAGGACAUACUGGACCUCCAGGCCUUCCUGGUGAAAUUGGAUUUUCAGGCAAACCAGGGGAGCCUGGGAAGUCUGGUCUUCCUGGUAAAGAUGGUCUCGACGGUCUUCAGGGAAAUGAUGGUGCCCCGGGGCCCAGGGGAGAGCGCGGAGCAGAUGGUUUUUCUGGAAAGCCUGGAACUAAGGGGGAAGAGGGCCCACCUGGACCAAGAGGACCUUCGGGGGAGAGAGGAGAAGCUGGUUCGCCUGGACAACCAGGAGCUGAUGGAGGAAAAGGAGAGAGGGGCGUUCCGGGAGAAAGAGGAAUGAAUGGACCGUUUGGGCCAAAAGGUGACAAGGGAGACAAGGGUGAAGUGGGAACGAGGGGACCACCCGGCGCUCCAGGAGAUGUUGCAAAUGUCAUCCCUGAGCCUGGUGAACCUGGAAUACCUGGAGAAAAGGGUGAGAAAGGAGAACAAGGCAAACCAGGAGAAAUCGGCCAGCGAGGAUUACCUGGUGAACAAGGUUUCAAGGGACCAGCAGGACCAGCGGGUCCAAGUGGCGACACCGGACCUCCAGGAGAGACAGGACGUGCUGGAGACCCUGGUCCACCUGGCUUAGCUGGUCUUCAAGGUCCUCGUGGAUUACCAGGGAGCGUGGGCAUACCUGGGAUCACUGGGCCUCCUGGUCCAGCUGGACAGAGGGGAGAUAAGGGUGAAGUGGGUAAACCAGGACAAUCAGGCCCCUCAGGCACACCUGGAGAGCCUGGCUUGACUGGACCUCCUGGACCGCCGGGGAAGGGCAAGGACGGGCAACGUGGAGAACCAGGACCACAGGGAAUUCAAGGACCCGAAGGGCCAAAGGGUCAACCAGGACCCCGAGGAGAAUCGGGGGCACCAGGGGAGAGAGGCUCUCAAGGAGAAGGCAAAGUGGGACCAGUGGGUUUAAAAGGAAAUAAUGGCGAGCCUGGACCUGCUGGCUUGAGGGGUUUACCUGGAGUUGCUGGUCCUCAGGGUCCAGCAGGACAUAACGGUUUACCAGGAAGGCCAGGAGAGAAGGGAUCAGCCGGAGAGCCUGGAAAGGCAGCAGACCUCUCUGACCUAAAUCUGAAGGAUGUCUGCUCCGACUGCCCUGCAGGUCCACCCGGAGCACCCGGUCUUCCAGGCGUCCUCGGAGAAAAAGGACACCCGGGUCUUCCUGGGAAAAAUGGUCAAGAUGGUUACCAAGGCGCAGCGGGGCAAGUGGGACCUCAAGGACCCCCCGGAGCUGCUGGAGGACAGGGUAUAAAAGGUGAUCGAGGACCUGCUGGAGCAGCCGGAGACAAAGGGGAAAAGGGUCACCCAGGACCCCCUGGUCAUCCAGGUUCUCCUGGCUUGAUGGGUGCAGCGGGUAGCGAUGGACAGCCAGGCACAGUUGGCCCCCCAGGGCCCCCUGGAGAAAAGGGCAAAGAGGGUCUCAAAGGAAUCCAGGGACCACCAGGUCUUCCUGGCUUGAUGGGAUUGCCUGGAAAAAUAGGAAAGGAUGGCAGACCAGGUGAAACCGGAGAAACUGGCAAGCAGGGUGAGCCUGGGCCACAAGGAAACUCUGGACUCAGGGGACUCCCGGGCUUUAAAGGCCACAGAGGCGAACCUGGAGCUCCAGGACCUAAGGGAGAAGAUGGAAAGUCUGGAUCACCUGGACAUGACGGCAAAUCUGGAAAGGAGGGCUCCAGGGGAUCACCCGGUCCGGAAGGAGUUGCUGGACCAAGAGGAGAGUCGGGCAAGCCAGGUGAACCAGGACCAUCAGGAAAAGCGGGUCUCCCAGGAACUCCAGGUCUCCGGGGAGACAAGGGAGAGGCCGGCAACCCAGGAUUACCAGGAUUCAGCGGACCCAAAGGCCCUGCUGGUCCACAUGGUCCGAUUGGCCCAGAGGGAAAGCAGGGGAUGCCGGGCAGAAUUGGUGAUCGUGGCCUGAAAGGUGAAAAGGGCGACUCAGGUGUGAAGGGAGAUAAAGGACAUGGAGGAGAUCCAGGUAUACCUGGAAACCCUGGACCCCCAGGCAGAAAGGGACACACAGGAAUGAUGGGCAUGUCUGGACCACCAGGAGAACUAGGGUCUCCUGGGCCACAAGGAUCUUCAGGAAACCCUGGUCUACCAGGCCAGAGGGGAGAGUCUGUGUCACUGGAGCAGAUGAGACGGCUCAUCCAGGAGGAGCUGGCCAAACAAUUAGAUGCCAAACUGGCUUACAUCAUGGCUCAGAUCCAGCCAGCCCAUGUAAAGAGUACUGUCGGCCGUCCUGGACCUCCGGGCACAUCAGGUAAAGAUGGCAGCACUGGACGACCUGGACCCCCUGGCGAGCCUGGCAUGCCUGGACAGAAUGGAGGAGAAGGUCCCAGAGGACCCAUGGGCCCUAAAGGUGAGAAAGGAGGAAGAGGAGAGAAGGGAGAACCUGGUAUUGGUGAAAGAGGAGAGAAUGGUGUUCCUGGCCCAAUCGGUCCCGCCGGUCUACCUGGCUACGGUAAAGAUGGAAGCCCAGGACAAGCGGGAGCCCAAGGAGAACCUGGAAACCCCGGCCCCCACGGUCAGCCUGGACCGUCGGGUCCUACUGGCCAAUGUGAUCCCAGCCAAUGUGCCUAUUACGCCAGCCUGGCACAAAGACCCCACACCAAAAACGUCAAGGGGAAAUAAGAAAGAAGAGACACACAGAGCAUGAAGUCCAGCUGUAUUCAUGAACUUGCGGUUGUGUCAUUCUGAAUCGAGAACUUUUCCUUUUUCAAGAUAACCUCAGUACGGAGGGUGUAAGCAAUAUGUGCUGCCGGUCAGAUUCUUUGUUUUGUUUGUUUUUGGUAUGAAGGGUGGGACAGACUGAUUGAGCAUCGGGAACUUUUUAAGAUUUAAUAAUGGGGUAAAGAGGGCAGCUAAACAGUUUUUUGCUUCCUGUAAAAUAUAUAGGGAGAUAACAAGGAUGACGCACUUCCCCCCUCUUGAACGCCUCCCAUCGUGGGUAAAGAUUUGGGAUCCUGAUAUCGUAUCUUUCAUCAGUAAUUAUUACAAAACGUACAGCCGGGCCUUUUUCUCGCUGGAAUAUCUCAUUCAUCAUUCAUCAUCACAGCUUUUUUUUUUUUUUUUUCUGCCUCACACCAUUUUGCAUCCAAAGCUGACACUUUCGAUAAAUUGAUAUUGUGUUGGGGAUCUUCUAUCAGUCUGCUGGUAACAGCUAAGUCAAAGGGGGGGACGGGGGGGGGGGACGGCGUUAGGCACAAUCUCAAAUACCACUAGUGAUUUUGUGUAGGAGGAGUGUUAAUGAUUUAGUUCGGAGAGUGAGGAAUGACCACAUUUGUCCACGUCUUGCCGCCAGAUCAUUGGCAGUAUGGGCCGAGUUUUGGUUCACAUUUGCACAAAAGAACAGCCAGUUGACUGAAAUAUCUUUCAGAGAAAAUCACCUUUAUAUACAUUGACCGUGUUGCUUGAUUUGUUGAAGACAACAGCACUGAUGUAUUUAGACAGACAUGUAACAAGAUGCCGUGAGAUUAAACUGGAGGCAGUGACAGUGUCACAAUCCUUUAAUUGACAAUGUUCUUUCAAGCCCCUGGAGAAAUUUGAAGAAUUGCUUUCCUUCAUUUGUUAUCGACUCCAAAAAAACUAAACUAUCCACAAUAUUACUUUUACAUCAAUUUUUUUUUUUAAGGAAAAUAUCAAAUUUUAUAAAAUUGGCAUGUAUGCCUAAGUCAUGCUAUGUAAUAAUUUGGUUCAGCCACAGUAAUUCUUAUCAAACCCAGAGGUUAAGACAGGAAGACAUGCAGCAUCAGAUUUAUACUGUUUAAUGACCAUUCUCUGUUGGAGGUGUGCAUUGACUUGAGCAGUGAACAGCUUUUAGGAGGUGGUAUAAUUGCAGCCUUUGUUCACCUUUCUUGAAAAGCUGUUUGUUUCACUCUGUUUUCUCUGAAUGUGUCACUUCCUUUUUGUUCACUGAGGCUUAUUAAGUGCCUAUGCUGUGGCAGGGGCCCGGGCAACUCGGCCUUGCUCUGAAAAGACAUUUCUUUUCUUUUUCGUUCCCUGGGACUUAAAAUUAGACAGUUGCUUCCCUGCAUGCCGAUGACCAGAGCAUUGUGGUGACCAUUUGAAAGAUGUUUGCCUCACGUCCCUCACGGACCAAUUAAACUUCUCGCCAACCUCUACCAUGCUAGUCACUGAAAAUCUAUUAAAUAGCUUCCACAAAGGUUAUCACAUUUGUCUACCAGAAACACAUGCAUAGCAACAAGAUCAUAAUGAAAGUAGUUCAAUUUUGAGGAAGAGAUUAUAGACAUUUUCUCAUCUUGCUCAGGCUACCUAAUGGAGGGUGAUUCAUUAAAUAAUAUCAACCUCAUUUUGAAAAUGAUGAGAAAUGCUGAAUUCAUAAGUGAAAAAACAUGCCUUCAAGUUUUUUUAUUUUGUGUCCACAGCAUCAUGGUCUGUCUGACUCAGAGCUUCUGAUGGCUAAUAUUUGCUAAUUUUGGCAAAAGGUCUAACCUCCUGCAAAACUCACAUUUGGCCACAUGUGUUCCGUAACGGCUGCUUCGCAAAAAUUAUCGGAUAAUUUUAAACGAGAGAACCUAUAAAUUGAAAAAAAAAAAAUCACAGUUAAUUCAAGACCAGAUCAUAAACACCCAGCAGGUUGGACCUACUAGCUUGAGUCAACACUUACAAAAAUGGCUUUCCUUCUAAGAAACAUCGACUCACAACAAAUUAGUAUUUUUCUACAAAUUUCACAGCUGACUAUACAACAAAAUAAUUUUUCUUAGGCCUUUAAAGGAGCUCAACUACAUUAUAAAUCAACAGUGUGUUAUGGCUCCUUUAAUGUCAGUGGUCGAGAGCAGCUUUAAAUGCAGUGAAGUUCAAAUAAAUGUACAGAAGUUUUCGAAAUUUGGUCAACGAACGUGUGAUUGGAAAACCUGCUCUUUAAGCCAUGAUAUCUAAUAUCUGUCAGCGGCUUCUGUCAGUGGUUUACCAUUUAACAAAACAACCGUAUCAGUAUUGCUAUUUUGUGUUUCUGAUUUGUAAAUGCUUUUCAAUAGUCUUUGUAACAGCACCUACUACCCAGUAGGUUGCUGCACAAAGGCCAAUAUUUUGUAAUGCUUAUAGUCCAUACAUCUUGCAAUAUUCAACUUGUCUUUUUUGCUGAUAGAUUUUUUUUAAGUUAUGUUGAUAAAUUAUUCACAAUCUGAAUCGAUACAAGUGUUUCAAGGCAUUAACAAAAUAUCAUUAACUUGUUUUCCCAUUUUCCUCCUGACAAAUUGGUGCUAAGAUAGUUUAAAUGAGUAGCAUAUUGUAAGUAUUGGAAAGACAGAUGUACUGUACUGUAUAAUAAAGAA
This is a messenger RNA of Platichthys flesus (European flounder), 7843 nucleotides long. RefSeq names its product collagen, type XXII, alpha 1 (gene col22a1). Lineage: Eukaryota; Metazoa; Chordata; Actinopteri; Pleuronectiformes; Pleuronectidae. Bases 312 to 5180 code for a protein of 1622 amino acids. The record is from RefSeq and is a predicted model, not a curated record. The transcript is spliced from 65 exons.